GGCGAUCGUACAUGUGCUGACCUUUUGAGACCUUUUCGUGUCUUUGUGAACUCUUGUUGUGUGUUCUGUAGUGUACAAUAAACUUACCGAAGACUGCUUUAGUUACAACAUCAGGGUUGCCAAAUUGGAUCUCUACUUGUAGAGCUUGUGACUGUAUCCAACCAACGUAAACUUGAUAGCAAGGUGCACCCUUACCUGGUGGCUAACGGUACGGCACACUGAGAAGUGCUCUACACCCAGCAGGGUGGUGCCAUGAGGUACAGAUUUUUGUAUGAACAUCUCUUUCGAGUUCAAUGUAGACAUUCCAUCUUAAACCUCCACAAAGAAAAACCUAUGGUGACACUUACAGCAGGCUAUCUGUAGAUUAAAGUGUGUUGAGUGACAAGAUAAGUGCCGCAUCUGUGGAGAGGAACACUAAACUGGAUAUGUCGGAGCUGAACGGUUACGUCUCGAAAGAGUUUAAAGGUAGCAAGGGCUUACUUGUUGCAGAGGGAGACCGUGGGAGUUCAUCUAAUAAACUUGAUGUCAAUGAAAAUGGUUUCAGGAUUUCACCUGAGAUCCGAGAUGAGGGUUCAGUGGUGGUUGAUGGCAGGUGUGUUUUGCCGAUAGAGGAGAGGAGUGGUAGCAUGCUGAUUGAACCUGAAGCUGGCGACAAAUGGUUGGUUAAAGAUGCAACAGAAGGGGGCAAUCAUCUUGGGGUGUUACCAGAAGCUACUGAUGGUUGUGUGUCUUCGUCGUUAGACAAAGAUGGUGUAAUUGUUUCUUCGUCGUUAGACAGAGAUGAUGUAAUGAUUGAAUCGGAAGUCAGCAAUGAUUUGAUGGAUCUACCAGAAUUUAACGAUAGUUUGGAUACUGCAUCUGAACUCGGGAAUCAAUUAAAAGUUCUACCUGAAGAUAGCGAUUACAAUGGGUGGGAGAUCAGGGAUCAUUAUUUAGUUCUGCCUGAAGUGAAGGAUGGUUUAGCUGAUGCAUCUGAACAUGGUGAUCACUUGCUAGUUCUACCUGAAGUUAACAAUUUGUUAGAUGUUGAAUUUGAACCGGGCGAUCACUUGAAUGUUCAACCUGAAGUUAGCGAUGGUUCGUAUGAUGCAUCUGAACAUAGUGAUCACUUCGUAGUUCUACCCAAAGUUACUGUUGAAUUGAAUGAAGCAUCUGAACAGGGCGAUCACUUGGUAGUUCUACCUGAAGUUACUGAUGAUUCGAACGAUGCAUCUAAACACAGCAAUCACUUCCUGGUUCUACCCGAAGUUAAGGAUGGUCCUAAUGAUGCAUCUGAAAUCAAUGAUCUGCCGAUUACACCUAGAGAAAGAGAUUGUACCAUAUCUGGAUCAGGAGGCAGUGUUGAUGAAAUGAUUUCACUAGAGGUCAGCAACAAUUUGACAAAAUCACGUGAAGGAAGUGGUACAAGUGAAGUCGAGGAUGGCCUCACAUCUGCACUGGAGACUAAUGAUGAGGGUCUCGUUGCACUUGAGGGACGGCUGGAUUCAUUAAACACAGACGACACCAGUAUUGAUCAUUCAAAAGCAGUGGGAGACAGCGGUUUUGAUCCAACUGACAUACAAGUGACUAAGUAUGAGACAUCCAUCAACACUCAGUCCGAGACAUCCAUCAACACUCAGCCAGACACAUCCGACAACACUCAGCCAGAGACAUCCAUCAACACUGAGUCUGAGAAAUCCAUUAACACUCAGUCUGAGACAUCCAUCAACACUGAGACUGAGACAUCCACUAACACUUACCCAGAGACAUCCAUCAACACUCAGUCUGAGACAUCCAUCAACGCUGAGGCUGAGACAUCCACUAACGCUCAAUCAGAGACAUCCAUUAACACUCAGUCCGAGAAAUCCAUGAAAUCUGAGUCUGAGACACUCAUAAACACUCAGUCUGAGACAUCCAUCCACACUCGACCAGACACAUCCAUCAACACUCAGUCUGAGACAUCCAUCAACACUCAGUCAGAGACACUCAUCAACACAGAGUCUGAGACAUCCAUCAACACUCAGUUCGAUUCAUCCAUCAACACUCAGUUGGAAACAGUCAUCAACACUCAGUCAGAGACACUCAUCAACACAGAGUCUGAGACAUCCAUCAACACUCAGUCUGCGACAUCCAUCAGUGCUUCACCCAGUGAGGACAGAUCUUCCCACUCCUCUUCCCAGGAAGAGCAGUUCAACUGCAUGAUCUGUGGUGAGGGGUUCUCUGAUCCAAACAAACUUUCAUCUCACAAACUUCUCCAUUCUGUCAAUUUCAGUAAAUGUGAGGUUUGUGGUAAAGCCUUCUGGACUACAGAUGAUCUACAACAUCACAGACAGUUGCACUCCACUGAUCAUGAUAAAUGCUUCAGUUGUGAUGUUUGCGUUGCGGCUUUUAGUACAAGAAGUAGCUUGUUGAAUCAUCAGACGAUUUCACACCCAUGUAAAGCUCAGGAAUCAUCUAAGAAAGUCAACCAGGAGAUCAGAUAUGUUUGCAGACAUUGUAAGGACGUGUUUCCAUGCAAACAGGAGCUUCUUGAACAUGAAGCCAACCAUGCAGAAAAGAAACCAUUAAUCUGUAGUAGGUGUAGCAAGGUCUGCACCAGUCUAAGAAGUCUGCAGUGGCACAUGGCAACGCACAAGAAUAAGAGUUACCACUGCGCUAAGUGUGGGACAUCCUUCAAGUCAUACUACCUUCUUAGCAGACACAAGCAAGUCCAUAAAGACAGACCGUUUUCUUGUGAUAUUUGCAGGAAAACAUUUAGAAGACAAGAGGCACUCAGAAACCACUGCAGACAUCAUGAAGAAGAAUCUCUCAUCUGUGACAAAUGCAAUAAGAAGUUUAAGACCAGAGUUGAAUGGAACCGACAUAAGAGAAGUCAUAAGACUGUAGAAAAGCAUCAUGAUUGUGAUGUGUGCAACAAGUCCUACAAACAAGCUGCACAUCUCAAGAAGCAUAAACUAUCUCACAAAAGUACACCUAAAAAGAAGCCUCAUUCAUGUAGAUUUUGCCAGCAAAGCUACAGCAAUCUCACUAAACUGAGUCUGCAUCUUCAAACUCAUGACAAGGCAAAGCUAGGAACAUCAUCUGGUCGGAGUAACGGCUACAAUUGUGGAAUUUGCAGCAGUUCUUUCAAGACCUUUUACAGCAUGAAAAAGCACAAACAGAUGCACAAAGAAAGGCCUUAUAUGUGUAGUAUUUGCGAGGAGACGUUCACGGUGGAUGCUGCACUACGUAGACACAAACUGAGAAAAUGUUCAAGUGGCUACACUUGCGAAGUCUGCAACGAGAGUUUCAGCACCACACAUCAGCUGCAGAGUCACAGCCUUAAACACAUCUCAUUGAAAGCCUACAUGUGUAGAUUCUGUCAUGAGUGUUUCAAGACCACAAAGCAAUUGAGGAAGCACAUGUUACUCCACACAGGCAGCAAGCCUCACAUCUGUCAGGUGUGCAACAAGAGGUUUGCUGAGUUUGAAAAACUCACAAGACACAAGAAAAUCUGCAAUAUCGGUCUGAAGUCUAGUAUGCUCUCAAAAACAUCUAAGCAAGCUCUCGACCAAAACAAGACCUCUAAUGAACAACCUGUAAAUGAGGGGUUAACGGGUGUAGAUGAUGCAACAUCUGGCGAAGGUGGGUCGAUGCUGGUUGAGAUGUCAUGUGCUGAAAGUCUUGACUGUCCGCAAGAAGUCUCUGCAGAUCCUGAGUCAUCUCAGAUGAGUGACACAUCAAAUGAUGCAAAGCCAAGUCCAAAGGUAGAUCUUCUCAUCAGUGAAAUAGAGAAAAAGAAGUUGCAAGUCCGUAUUGAAAAAUUUAUAAUCUUCAUUUGUGAUGUUUGUGACAAGAGCUUUGCAUCGCAGAGCUUGUUCGACCGACACAUGGUUAAACACAAUGAGGAAGUGCCUCAAAGGAACCAGCCACUUGAAAAGUCUGUGCAAAAUCAAGAACAGCAAAAACAGAAGAGUCCGAAACCUGUUGUUAUUAAACAGGAACCGUCAACCAAACCCAUAAAAAAAGAAGCUCAUGCGAUGUUCAAAUGUGAUGAAUGUAGCAGGGCAUUCCCUCACGAGUAUGGUUUAAAUCUCCACAAGAAGUGGGUUCAUGCCAAGGAUGAGAGUCAUCGAUGCACAACUUGCGGAAAAACCUACAAGCACAAAUUUCACUUUACAGAACAUUUGAAAGUCUCAAAGAGUUGUAACCCUGCAAGUGCCAAUGAACAGGAGACAGUAAAAGAUAAACAGGAGACAGCAAAAAAGCUAAGAUGUGAUGUUUGUGGUGAAAGAUUCGCCUUGAUUGAAAACUACAAAGACCACGUAGCCGACCACUUUGAUGAAGCCCCAGUGAAGUGCGACUCGUGUGAUAAACGUUACACUCAUAAAGCUGGCUUGGAAUUCCAUAAGGCCUUUCUGUGCAAUAGAACAAAUGAUCCAAACAGUGCCAUCAAAGAAUUUGUACAACCAAAGGAAUUCAAGUGCGAAGUUUGUAACGGCCAAUUCUCUUAUAUUAUUCGAUUUAAAGACCAUUUGAGAAGCCACAGUGAUGCAAGGCCAUUCAGCUGUGAGGCGUGUGGAAAAUCUUUUAAGUAUCCACGUGACAUCAGAGUCCAUGAGCUCAAACAUUGUCCCAGAAGAACAAAAGCAAAGCCCAAGAUAGUAACACCAAUGGGAAAUCUCAACAAGCAAGCGGGUCUCAAGCGGAGGGUUUCAAAUCCCCGUAAAUGGAAGUGCAAGCGUUGUGGGAAAGACUUCACAUCAAAGGAACUCCUCGCUUUGCACAGUCUUGACUGUGCACUCCAUCAAAAAGGUUGUCUACCGUACAAACGUGAUAAAGAGUCUGAGCACCAAAUUGACAUCCAAAAGCACAGUUGUAAUAGCAAACCUGUGGUUUUUAAGAGUGUCACAUUGAAUUGUAAAGUUUGCGGUGAAAAGUUCAACAGAUUUGUACGUCAGGGUAUUGAGCAUGCAAACAUUAAGUGUAAGAGCUGCAGUAUUCUCAAGACAAAACCUACAGGAGCAAAGAGAACAGUAAAACCUAAGGAAACCGUGCCAGGACUAAGUGCCACUCACAAUGCAACUGCUAAAGGUUCUGAGGAAGCACAAAGCAAGUCGGCAAUGAUUCAGAAAUCCCCAAACAAGAUUAGCAACAAUAUCUUUGCAAACAGGACUCCACUCAAACAGCACAAGCAAAACCACAAUGACAAGUCAUUUAAGUGCAACAAGUGUAACAGGAAGUUUGUUAUGCUUCAAGCCCUACAGAUGCACAAGCGUAAAAGCCAUGGCUCUUCAGACAUCCGAUACCUAAUACAGAAAAAGGUGAAGUGCAACUUUUGUGAUAAGUUGUUUCGUUUUCCAUAUGAGCUAGAGAGACAUGAGGUUACGCAUUCCUCGGAGAAACAAUACAAAUGUGAGUGUGGCAAAGCCUUUAAGCUGAAGUACGAACUCAAUAGGCAUCGACGCUACUCGAAGCAUCACAAACAUCAGUUAGGUCCGGAACCUGGCAAAACUAUUAGAUCACCCCAAGCAGCAAAAAGCCCCAAGAGUUCUGGAAAACCAACACAAACAAGGCAUGAUUCUGAAGAAGACAUAGAUGUUGAUGGUAUUGAUGUUCUUCAAGCACCACCCCUGAAGCCUGAUCCAAUGCAUUCAGAUAAUAAUGCUAAAGGAUCAUUCAGUUGUAACAAGUGUGAUAAGAAGUUCACCCUUAAGAAAUCCCAUAUGCUGCAUGAGCGGAGAUGCACCGCUCUACAGUGCCACUUUUGCAGUGUCUUCUUCACUAGUUUAGUAAGCUUGAGGACUCAUGAGAAAAUACAUACCGGGCGUGGAGACACAAAACUACACUCAUGCUAUUGUGGGAAAUCAUAUUCAAAUAGAGCGAACCUUAGAAGGCAUCAGACUCAACAACAUUCGACAAAGACAAGCUUGGAGACUCGUGAGAAAAUACAUACCGGGCUUGGAGACACAAAACUACAUGAACACUCAUGCUAUUGUGGGAAGUCAUAUUCGAACAAAACGAAUCUUAGAAGGCAUCAGACCAAACACCAUCCGACAAAGACAUCUGUUCAGUUAAAACAGAUUGCACCAUCUGCCGCUGCCAACCGACAACAGUCGUCCAAUGCGCGGUUUAAGUGUCGUAACUGUAGCAAGGUGUUCCUGGAUCGACGUGGACUGGAACGCCAUGAGAAAACCAAGAAAUUUAGUCUUGGAUGUAUUGAUGUACCCAGAGGUAAAGAAGAAACAGCAGUACAUCAAUCCAAACCAUCUAAACAGACGCAGAGAAUGGACAAAAACAAAUGCAUUCGGAAACCGUCGGGCAACAACAUGGUGAAACGUAAAGCCAACCAAAAACCACAGCAAAACAAUGCUCCUCGUUUUGGUGGCACCCAACACAACAGACAGUCAUUGGAAUCCUUUAAACAACACCAACAAUUUCCAGAAGGUAUUACGUUUGCACACAACCCUGAAAAUCAUAAUCAAGAGGUAUUUAGGUCUGGUUUUGGGAGUACACACCCAGAAACAUUUGCAGAGAAUGGGCCAAGACCAAGAGUUGUAAGUGAACGAUUCAAAUGUGAAGUCUGUGCUCAUGUUUGGAGCACGAAGUCUAUGCCAGAAAAAAAGAAUAAACAAAAGCGUGCUUGCCCAAGUUGUGGUUCUGUCUUCUCAUAUAAAAUCCAUGAACAAACUUCAAAUAAGAACAUCCCCCAAACCAAAAGUGUCUUCAAGCCAACCGUCAAAAGCCACCAGUCACAAAGGAGUGAUGAAGAGUUCCCAGUUGUACCCAGUGGCAGUAAAGAUUUCCAUGAAGAAUUUUCUCCUACUAGGAGCAAUCCCGCUCACCUACAAGAAGUACCUGGUCCUGAGAGAAUCCGUGCCUGCAGAAUUUGUGGAAAGUUUUUCAUGAAGAAUUAUAUUUUAGCACAUGAACAAAGUCACUCCAACGACAUUCCUGUUCAUCGCAAGGUGAGUGAAACAGAGGAGAGUUUGUGCAGAAGUGACGGCCGCAAUACAAACGUGGAGAGAGCCAACUUGACACAGCUUAAGCAGAGUCAUUAUAAGCCUUACCCCUGUGAGAGUUGCAGUCUUAGUUUUGGCACAGUAUAUAACCUUCAGAUACAUGCGGCUUAUUAUUGCAACCAGCUGAAAAAAGAAGCGACUGGUGAAGAAACACAAGAAUCCACUGAAGGAGAACAGGAUUUACUCAAGUGUGGAGUCUGCUCAACUUACUUCAACAGCAUGCCACUUCUGGUUGACCACAUGAAACGCCAUAAAUAGGGUGUGUCACCAGGUCAGCAUUAAAGGGUGAAGAUGUGGAAGACGUGGAAGACGUGGACUGACUCAGAAAGCCCCGCCCACAAGCCCCGCCCACCAUAACAACUGCCUAGCAACUAACAACUGCAUAGCAACAGAACCUGCGAGAAUGGACUGCAUCUCUAUCCCGCAAGUCACCCGUCAAGUCGCUCAUCAACCCAGCACCUAGGUACCCUAAUGAUGGCAGCUUGUUAAUAGUUUUUAAUGUAAUUUUAAUAUUUCUGAUUCUGUCUGAUUCUGUCUGAAUGAACGAACAAAUUAUGUUAAAUAAUGAUCAAAAGAAAUGAUGACAAGUAAUGAAAUUGGUGGAAGGAAAACCAACAAUAUUAUUCUUUUCGGGCAAUGCAAAUUACAAUGCACAUAAUUUUAAAAUGAAAAUAGUAACGAUUUAAAAAAAAAAUCACAAAACAUCUAUUUUCUAUAUCAAUGUAAGGCCAAACCAAAGAUAUGGUCUUUAUCCAUGAUGGAAACUAUAGGUGCAUUCGAUUAGCUUCCUUGGGUCGACCCAACGGUGCUCACUCGGGUUAGCCCCUGACAAGAGCUAAUCGAACG
Messenger RNA from Asterias rubens (European starfish), 7826 nucleotides. RefSeq lists its product as uncharacterized. The record is from RefSeq and is a predicted model, not a curated record. The coding region runs from base 426 to 7238 and encodes 2270 amino acids. The transcript is spliced from 5 exons. NCBI's taxonomy places the organism in Eukaryota, Metazoa, Echinodermata, Asteroidea, Forcipulatida, Asteriidae.